GUCGAGACAGCUUCGGAUUUGCAAAGGCAAUUGAAGACUGCAUUCAAGGUCUGACAAUGGCCACAGAUGCCGCUGCUCAUCCGCAGCCGCAGGUGAAUGUUCACCAUCGCAAAAUCGAACUCCAGACUCCAGACGACUUCACGUACCUCCAGCGCAACCUGAUCGCGUCGGCUCAACAGAAACUCGACCUACAUUUCCCUCUUUCCGCUCUACAGAACAACGGCGUUGACAAUGCUCAGCCCGCCACGAUAAUCUCACUCGAUGGCGUGAAGCCUACCGAACCAACGCUGGCCGCUGCCCGAGACACCGCGCAGCAUCAGAAUGACCAACAAGAAGAUCCACUGCGAGCGCGGGUCCGUCAACUCGUCGACGCGUUCAUGACCCGGACGUGGGAGGGUGCCAGCCAGAACAUCACAGUCAACGGGAUGAACGCUUCCGAGUUUUCCAUUCUCGCCAACGAGGCGACCCGUGCCGCCGCCGCCGCCGCCACCACCACCACCACCUCAGGUGAGCCCCAUGAGGAAAGAGAGGGCGUGGAUUUUGUGUACGAGAGUUACGACAGCAGAUUACAAUCACGAGUAGCGGGCUUGUACGGCGAACUUGAAGCCCUCACCGCACAGGUGAGCAAGCUCCGACGGACGGCACCGUCACAGGCCGCGAAGGACUUUAGUGAUGCUUUGAUGGUAGAAUUGGCGCGCGACGAUGAGCGAUAUAAUGAGGGCAUGGCCAGAGCACAAGAGAAUGCGGCGGACAGCGAGGAGGACGGACCACUGAAACUCAAGACUCUGCGCGACGGAUGGCACGACGAUGUACAGGCCAUGUAUGAGAGCGGCAUCGGCGAAUUGGCAGUCCUUUCUGGCCUAAAAACUACGGCCGCCGAGAAUGGACACGGAGGUGCAAGUUUGACGGAGACCGUUGGCAAGGUCCAGCGGGCAAGGACCGUGGCUAUGGAAUUUGAAUAGGAGGCACAAAGGAGUCUAUCUGCAAAUCCAUUUGGUUGCCUGUGCGAAUUCUCACCAUGGCAUCGCAUCGCUGAUCUCGCGGCUGAUUGCCACACGGCACUUCCAAACCACCGAAACAGGCCAGACCAGAGUCGGAUCGCAUAUUCGACAUCGAAGUCUGGAAUAUAGUCCACCUUCAUCAGGACGAUCGCCGCAUCGGUGCGGCCUAGCUGCGUUCCGCCAGGAAUUACCAUUACAGGUCAUUGGCUGGAGAUCCGAGCAAAGGCGGCUGUGCCUUGCCUGAGUACUAUCAAGGCAGCGAUGAAGCUUGAUGCCAGCAUAUCAUCAUGGGGAAUGAUGGAGCAGCUCUAAGCACUAUGCUUCAGAGUUAUUCGAUAACGCAGGGCCAUUGAUGGUGCUGUGGCAGGUUAGGAGUACACGCGAGACAUUCACAUUCUCCGAGGUGUGUUCGAAGCAGGAAUGCUACCCUCCGCCCGCUCUAGAAAGCUCUCAUUGAUAGUCAUUGCGGGCUUUUCAUGGGAACUGAAACGUACGGUCACGAAGAAAGGUAGACAGACUGCCGUCCAAACAAUAAAUACACUGCCUAUGGAGUUCACCUGGGAGCUCUACAUAUACAGACGAACCUUGUGUAGUGAAGGAGGAAAAAAGGACGAGCGUAUAAAACCCGGCCAAGCAGAAUGGUACAUAACAACAGUCCGAAAUGACUUGGCUCUUCAAUCUCAUCGUUGAGUUUGUCCAGUACUGGGGCCGUUUUCUGCUCUGAAAUGC
This is a messenger RNA of Exophiala oligosperma, 1730 nucleotides long. RefSeq lists its product as uncharacterized. The coding region runs from base 57 to 962 and encodes 301 amino acids. Gene Ontology annotation, biological process: mitotic sister chromatid segregation. NCBI's taxonomy places the organism in Eukaryota, Fungi, Ascomycota, Eurotiomycetes, Chaetothyriales, Herpotrichiellaceae. The transcript has a single exon. The record is from RefSeq and is a predicted model, not a curated record. Gene Ontology annotation, cellular component: MIS12/MIND type complex; kinetochore.